AUGUUUCACACCGAGUUACUAACUGUGAUCUUCUUAUGUUUAGUAAUAUUUUUCAUAGCUCUUUGGUAUUUAAUAUUUUAUCCCGAUUCAAGACAGAUUAUGAAACGUACAAGACGUGUAAAAUCUAUGAAUAAACAGUCAAAUAAUAAAGACGCAAGAAAAGAAAUUGCUCGACUUUAUAGCUUCGAUAAAAAUGCCUAUCAAGAGACGAAUCUUUAUUCAUGUGGUGUAUAUAGUACUGAACAUUCGAAAUGUGAUUCAUUUGGUAAUACAAGUUUAAAAACAAUCAAAGAAAUGAUGAGAUCUAAAGAAAGACAACAAAGAUACAGUUUACAACAAAUGUCAUCAUACCAAUCAAAUGAGAAUGACCAUAGAUUACCAGUCGCCAGUGAUCAAAAAACUAAACUUAUUCUUGGUUUAUAUAAUCCACCAUUGAAUAUUACUAAACUCCAAAUGGUACAACCAGAUUAUAAUUUAGUUACAAAGAAAGGGAAAUUAAUUCGAGCAUUCUCUGAAAGUUGUACGACUAAAUGUGCAAGUUACACUAGUAGUAUCAGUCACGAGAAUGGUGAGAUAAGUGACAAUAAAGCAUCAACAUCAUCCGAUAAAGAAGCACAAAAAGGAAUUCAUUUGCCAAAGUUAAGUGAUUCAAAUCUUGCCAAAAACUUACAGCCUUGGCCAAACCGUACAAAAUUCAACAAAUCAUUAUUUCAAAGUGAAAAAUCAUUAUCAUCUUCAAGUGAAUCUGUAUGGUCAGAGGUUAAACGUCGCUUAAGUAAUACUGAAAAAGUUUUCGAUCCUGUUAUGCGUAUCUUGUCUACAGUACCGUUGAAAAAUCAAACAGAUUUAGACAAUACAUGGACAAAUUUCACAAUGAAUCCAGAAACAAAUGGACAUAUAUGCUUUUCGUUGGCGUAUACAUGCACUGUUGGAAUACUGAAUGUAACAAUUAACCGGUUAAUUGGUGUUAGUAAUCUUAUUAAAAGUUCAAAUAUUUUACCAAGUCAAUCACCAACUAAUUUUGUUGUAAGUUUACGUUUAAGAUGCAAUAAAAGUUCUACAAUUUAUACUGAAGGACACAAUGAAGACGAUGAAGGGAGAAUAAAGUCACGUAAUAAAAGUGAAUGUUUUCAUAAAAAUUAUUUCACACAACCAGUUUUAACUUCAUUAAACCCAAAUUUCGAUCAAUCAUUCUUAUUUUCCGUCACAAUGAAUGAAUUAGAUAGUACUGAAUUAGUUUUGACGGUAUUACAGUCAACAACAGUAAAUAGUUCUACUGAUGAAUUUGCCAACUUAAAUAAUAAUAGAAUACCAAGACGUAAUAAUUCCGUCGUCUCAUGUCAUCAUUCAUAUCCCUAUGGAAAUGAUAGAUGUUCACGUAGAAUGAAUAUGAUAUCUGAAGAGAUGAGAUGUAUUGGUGUAACAUUUUACAAAUUAAACCAACAUGAAUUAAUUAAUUGUCCCGAAAAAAUGCAAAAUAUUUGGCAGGAAUUACGCAAAUUACCAGAGUUACAAAGUAGACAGUCGAAAAUAGCAAGUUGUGAUAACAAUGAUUCGAUAAGUGGUCCAAUCAAUUACAAAUUAUAUCCAUUCAUUACGGAAAAUGAGGAUCGUCAAAAAAAUGAGUUCGGGGAUGGAAACAUUUUGUCGAAUAUUAGUUCAGAAGUUUCGCAAACUGAAGAGUUAAAACAAUCAAUGGUCAAAGUAACUAUUCAAUACAAAAUAGACUCUUCUAUCUUAGAAAUUUAUAUAGAAGAGAUAAAAAAUCUCAGAAUUUUAAAAAACGAAACUGAAAUGAUAUUUCAAGCAUUAUUGUGCCUUGGUAAUACAACCUUAUCCAUUGUACGAUGCAAACCAAUUCCACUUGUUAAGAAAAAAUCAUCUAAUGAAGAGAAUAGCAUUGAUCAAAGUGACCUAUUUCAUAUUUGCAAUCAUAUUUCAAUUCCUAAUGAUGAACAUGUUUCAUUAAAUGUAGAUGUGAAUCGAUUAUUAAAUUAUAAUAAUAUUGGAAUAAUAUUACAAAUAUUUACCCGAACAGAUACAUCGAAUCACUUAAGACGUGUGGCAAAUGUAUCAAUUGGUGUGACUAAAUUAACCGAUAAUUUAGCAUCAAUUCAAUGGAAUGCAUUAAUUAAAGAAUUAAAACAAUUGAAAAGUAAUAAUCAAUUAUUUGGAUCAACAAAAAAAAUCACUUAUUGGCACUUGAUGGAAUCAUUUUGA
Messenger RNA from Schistosoma margrebowiei, 2220 nucleotides. The record is from the annotation of a GenBank genome assembly. NCBI's taxonomy places the organism in Eukaryota, Metazoa, Platyhelminthes, Trematoda, Strigeidida, Schistosomatidae.